This is a messenger RNA of Cuculus canorus (common cuckoo), 2891 nucleotides long. RefSeq names its product ATPase family AAA domain containing 1 (gene ATAD1). Bases 451 to 1539 code for a protein of 362 amino acids. The transcript has 10 exons. The record is from RefSeq and is a predicted model, not a curated record. Gene Ontology annotation, molecular function: ATP binding; ATP hydrolysis activity. NCBI's taxonomy places the organism in Eukaryota, Metazoa, Chordata, Aves, Cuculiformes, Cuculidae. Gene Ontology annotation, cellular component: mitochondrial outer membrane.
GGUUGGCAUUGGGUUUUGAGGCAGAUUUGAAAGUGUUUUUCUUGUUCACUGAAUAUAUUUUAAAAAAUAGUUUAGUAUUUUAAGGAGUUGGGCUUAAAAGAGCCUGCUAGCAUGGUGCCACUUGCUUAGAUGCCCAGGCAGGCAAAUUUUGCUUUAUUUCCAAGUAGGUAUGCACAGCAAUGGCCUUGUUUUUUCUCAGCAAGGAAGGAAGAGUUAGAAAACGCAAAGCCGUUUUACUGAUGCACACUGGAAUACAGUAGUGAGCCGCUAAGAACUGUUUUAGUGAUCCACUUAGUAGCGAGCCAUUGAGAUCUUUUGGUAAGCAUGUCGAAGCGCUUCUCCUGAUCCCAGUCUGCCAAAUCCUUGUAAACAGAAUCUGCGGGAUGGCAUUACCUUGAACUGAAUACAGCGUCAACAUAAUGCAACUGCUAGCCAGUGUUGAGAAGCAAGAUGGUCCAUGCCGAAGCAUUUUCACGUCCCCUGAGCAGGAAUGAAGUGGUCGGAUUAAUUUUCCGAUUAACCAUAUUUGGUGCUGUAACAUAUUUUACCAUUAAAUGGAUGGUUGAUGCCAUUGAUCCCACCAGGAAGCAGAAAGUAGAAGCUCAGAAACAGGCUGAAAAACUAAUGAAGCAAAUUGGAGUGAAGAAUGUCAAGCUUACCGAAUAUGAAAUGAGUAUUGCUGCACAUCUUGUAGACCCACUUAGCAUGCACGUAACCUGGAGUGAUAUUGCAGGCUUGGAUGAUGUUAUUACAGAUUUGAAAGACACUGUCAUUUUGCCUAUCAAGAAGAAGUAUUUGUUUGAGAAUUCUAGGCUCUUACAACCACCAAAAGGAGUGCUCCUCUAUGGCCCUCCUGGCUGUGGCAAAACGCUGAUCGCCAAAGCUACAGCAAAGGAAGCGGGAUGUCGAUUUAUUAAUCUCCAGCCUUCAACACUGACUGACAAAUGGUAUGGAGAGUCUCAGAAACUGGCUGCUGCCGUCUUCUCCCUUGCUAUAAAGCUUCAGCCAUCCAUCAUUUUUAUCGACGAAAUAGAUUCCUUCUUAAGAAGUCGAUCGAGUUCUGACCAUGAAGCUACAGCUAUGAUGAAAGCUCAGUUCAUGAGUCUGUGGGAUGGACUGGACACCGAUUAUAACUGCCAAGUGAUAGUAAUGGGAGCCACCAACCGUCCGCAGGAUCUUGACUCUGCCAUCAUGAGGAGAAUGCCAACCCGCUUUCACAUCAACCAGCCUGCCCUGAAACAAAGAGAAGCAAUCUUGAAGCUUAUUUUGAAAAAUGAGAAUGUGGACAGGCGUGUAGAUCUCCUCGAAGUUGCUAAAGAGACUGACGGCUUCUCGGGCAGUGAUCUGAAAGAAAUGUGCCGGGAUGCAGCACUCCUCUGUGUCAGGGAAUAUGUUAAUUCUGCCUGUGAAGAAGAGGCCCAUGAUGAAGAUGAAAUUCGGCCUGUGCAGCAGCAGGAUCUCCACAGGGCGAUUGAGAAGAUGAGAAGAUCGAAGGAUGCCACGCUACAGAAUGUUUUGAUGCACGUUAGUUUGGAUUAAGAUAACAAAGCGUUUGCAGUUUCUGAUGUGAUCUAGCGUGACUUCUAUAAUCAGUUAGCAAAACCAAUGUCAGAGUGGGAGCGAGGAUGUUCCUUGGGUAAGGGAAUUCUGUUUCUGCGAUUUUUUUUAUACAACAAAUUCUAAGUUAUUGAAAUUUCAUCGUGCACAGCUAGAAGUGUAACAGUAGCUCACAAAGUGGAACAAUUAUAGCCCAGACCAAGAGCAACUGCCUGUGUCUUGUCCCAUAACGGAUGCACUGUGUAGCCUUAACGCGGGUUCUGAUGCGUUGCGUGGGUUCGGUGGGUCACUGGUGUGCAGGGGAGACGAUCCAUUACCAGUUUGUGUAUAUAUGUAGGAGCGUGGGUGUAUGUAUGAAAUGUAUAUAUCCACACAUUUUUUUUAUAUAUAGACAUAAUCUGUAGAUAACUGGAGUAUGGAAAAAUCUUUUCUACGUACUGAGUCAAACCAAAUCAGCGGAUGUAUAGAUUAAAGAUUUGUUGAAACUUGAUUCACAUUUACCUAUUCCUUUUAGCAGCAAAUACGAAGGUAGAAAUUCUGCUUCUAGAAUAACUUUUGAGCAAAAUUUGAAAUAUUACUGAUUUUUUUUUUCCCAUGACCACUUGAAAUCUGGUGCCAUUUAGUAAAGAUAGUAAACUGCUGUACAACAUUUGAAUACUUUUCAUUUUGUAUGAAUUCUGCUUUUUGAGACUUUGAAAAUGAACGCUGUUUUUAUUUUCCCCUUUGAUGUGUGAGUAAUUAGAGUAGAAUCAACUGGUCUUUCGUAAAGCCCCACGUACUAUGAGCUCUCUGGAACUGUGGCUUUCUGAUCUGUUAUGCACUGCACCAAGGGCUUGCUGCUAUUUCAUCUCCUCUGGAAGACCCACUGCUCCACCGUGGCCUUGUUCCGGGAAGCGUCGGGUGCUGAGUGCCGAGGAAGGCAAGGAUGUUUUGGGAUGUGCUGCUUUGUCCCGUGCUCUGAUCUGCAGAACUGAAGAGGAGGGGAACGGGGUUCAGGUUUAUAAAUGUGAUUUAGCAAUGUACUGAUUACAGUAAGUUCAUGUAACGUUAUGUAAUGAUAAAGGCAAAGAGUUAAACAUGUAAGUGGCAGAAGUGUUUUGGUAAAGUUAUUGUCAGUAGGUUUUCAAUAACUUUUGCUUUUUCUUCUUAGAAUAUUGUGAAUUAUGAACUCAUUCAAUACAAAUCUGUAAUUGGCCUUGUUCCCCGCCGCGGGCGCUUCGCUGUGCCCCAGCUCUGCCGCCUGGGGAGGGAAGGAAAGCAAACGGUGUAAAACAAAACGCACUGCAAAGUAAAAUAAAAGCAGCUGGAGCCAGCCAGCCGAUGCGCUCGAGUGC